AUGGCAGCUUAUACUGCUGUAAUUUCUCUUCUUCAAACUCUUGAUCAACCAAAUAUUUCAGAACUCUUUCAUGAUCACAGUACUGAAAUGCUCGAUUCUCUUCGUGCUUCAGCUGAAUAUUUUCAAGAUGUUCUUGAAAACACUAGCAAUGAGAAAAUCAAAUCUUUGGAGGAAGAUAUUAGAGUUGUUGUUAGUGAGGCAGAGGAUGUUGUUGAAAUGAAGAUCUCUGAAAUCAUCAAAGGCGAAAGAUGGACAUUUGGAAUUUUACAACACCAUGAUAAGCUACCAGUUGUUGAAAAAAUGGAUACGACAAAGAAACAAGUGAUGGAGAUUCUUUCUCAUGAUGCUGAUCAAAUUCUUGAAUUAACUGCGGAUUCCUUGAUUGGCGCUUCUUCUAUGAGUGAUCCAAUGCUGUCAGGUUACUUGAAAGAUGAUAUCGUGCAGGGACUUGAUGGUGACUUGGAGAUAAUAGAUAAAAGAUUGAGAGGAUCAACGUCGUAUCUAGACAUUGUCACCAUAUCAGGUAUGGGUGGCAUUGGCAAAACAACACUCGCUAAAAAAACUUAUGAUCAUCCUCCAAUCAGGUAUCACUUUGACAUUUUUGUUUGGGUUACAAUAUCUCAAGAAUUUCAAUAUAGAAAUGUAUUGUUAGAAGCUUUACAUUGCAUUUCAAAGAAAAGAGUUAAUGUGAACACAAAAGAUUAUGUUAAGAUGAAUGACAGUGAGUUAGCUGAUCUGGUGCAAAAGUGUCUAAAGGGUCCUAGAUACCUUGUUGUUGUUGAUGAUAUUUGGAGUAGGGAUGUUUGGGAUAGCAUAUCACAAAUAUUUCCUAAUCGCAACAAUGGGAGUCGAGUCUUAUUGACUACUAGGGAAACUGAUGUACAAUCUGUUCCAAUUGGACACCCUUACCACCAUGUGGCUAUGCCACUGUGCAGUAGUGUCUGA
Messenger RNA from Solanum stenotomum, 945 nucleotides. RefSeq names its product probable disease resistance RPP8-like protein 4. Lineage: Eukaryota; Viridiplantae; Streptophyta; Magnoliopsida; Solanales; Solanaceae. The transcript has 2 exons. The record is from RefSeq and is a predicted model, not a curated record. Gene Ontology annotation, molecular function: ADP binding. Bases 1 to 945 code for a protein of 314 amino acids. Gene Ontology annotation, biological process: defense response to other organism.